AUGGCCGAAUUUCAAGGAAAGGCGAACGAGGAGGGGACGCAUUCCAAGCAUGCCGCGCAGGAAGUGGCUGCGCUGGACCAUGCGCCAGAGGGCGUCCUCGAAGAAGGAUCACUCGAUCCUGUUUACGCAGCCAAAGCGCGCAUUCUCAACAAAGCUAUUCAGGAGAUUGGCAUGGGACGAUAUCAAUGGUCCCUUUUCAUCGUGAUCGGUUUUGGCUGGGCAAUGGACAACCUCUGGCCCAUUGUCACGUCCCUCAUCUUCACGCCUGUCAGGAACGAGUUCAGUCCAGAUCGGCCUCCGCUUCUCACCCUAUCGCAAAAUAUUGGACUCCUCUUCGGGGCUGUAUUUUGGGGUUUUGGUUGCGACAUCUUCGGCCGACGCUGGGCUUUCAACCUCACAAUUGGUAUUACCUCCGUCUUUGGCAUGAUCGCAGCUGGGAGUCCCAAUUUUGCCGCCAUUGCAACCUUUGCCGCGCUCUGGAGUGUUGGUGUAGGGGGUAAUCUACCAGUAGAUAGUGCCAUCUUCCUGGAAUUCCUGCCUGGAAGCCAUCAGUACCUUCUGACAAUACUGUCAAUCGACUGGGCCCUUGCACAGGUGUUUGCAACGCUUGUAGCAUGGCCCUUGCUCGGGAAUCUGACCUGUCAGCAGACAGAUGAGGACUGUACAAGGAGCAAGAACAUGGGUUGGCGGUACUUUCUAAUCGUCAUGGGCGGUACAGCUUUUCUCAUGUUCUUUCUGCGCUUCGUAUGCUUCACCAUCUUCGAGUCACCAAAGUUCCUCAUGGGCAAAGGUGACGAUGCCGGCGCUGUCCGUAUUGUCCACGAAGUUGCCCGUCGGAAUGGCAAGGCGUCUUCCCUGACGGUCGAAGACCUCCAGGCUUGCAACGUGCUCACUUACACGUCCUCGACAGUAGCCGUCCCGCAAACCACCACCACAGCAGCGGCGGCUGUGAAACGCAACUUGCAAAAGCUUGAUGCUUCGCACGUCAAAGCACUCUUUGCGACGAAGAAGCUCGUCUACUCCACUUCCCUCAUCACGGUAGUCUGGGCCUUGAUAGGCCUCGGCUUUCCCCUCUACAACGCCUUUCUCCCCUUCAUCCAAGCCAGCCGGGGUGCUGACUUUGGCGAUGGCAGCACCUACCUAACCUACCGCAACAGUCUCAUCAUCGCCGUGCUUGGCAUUCCGGGCUGUGUGGUUGGCGGUCUGCUUGUCGAGACACCGCGUAUCGGACGGAAAGGCACACUCGCUGCAUCUACCGUGCUGACGGGCGUGUUUCUGUUUUGCUCAACAACGGCACUCGAGUCUAAUGCGCUGCUGGGAUGGAACUGUGCCUACAAUUUCAUGAGCAACAUCAUGUAUGCAGUGCUGUACGCAUACACGCCCGAGAUCUUCGCGACCAAAGACAGAGGAACAGGGAAUGCAAUCACGGCGAGCGCAAAUCGCGUGUUUGGCAUCAUGGCGCCCAUUGUGGCCAUGUUUGCCAACCUGGAGACGAGCGCGCCGGUUUAUGUUUCUGGAGCGCUUUUCAUUGCCGCUGGCAUACUCGUACUACUGUUGCCUUUCGAGUCUCGAGGCAAGGCCAGCAUGUAA
This is a messenger RNA of Ascochyta rabiei, 1590 nucleotides long. RefSeq lists its product as uncharacterized. Gene Ontology annotation, molecular function: transmembrane transporter activity. The coding region runs from base 1 to 1590 and encodes 529 amino acids. Lineage: Eukaryota; Fungi; Ascomycota; Dothideomycetes; Pleosporales; Didymellaceae. The transcript is spliced from 2 exons. Gene Ontology annotation, biological process: transmembrane transport. The record is from RefSeq and is a predicted model, not a curated record.